AUGGCUAGAACCGUUAUUCAGCUGAGUGUGAACUACAGAGGAAUUUCGGUCGCCGAGUUGCAGUUCACCUCGGCUGAGGAACUGCUCUUAGCGAUUGCUGAUGUAUCUUUUUCGAAAAUGAUGCGAAGUAUGGAUUUCUUUCAGGCAAUUUCUAACGUUGUGAUCGAUUCGUCCAAAAAACUUCACCUAACAAAAGACAGUCGAAGAAACUCUCGUCGUUCUAAGAGUCGGUCAGAGUCUUCGCUCAACUCGAUCAAGGAAGAUGCUGAAAGCGAAGGACUAAAUCUCGCUGUUGAACCGGACCCGUGUCCUGCUUAUGACUACGACGCAGAGAGCGGUCCAGAUAUUGCAAACGUUUCUGAUUUUGCUUUCGACAUCUUCAAGUACUACAAGUCCCGUGAGAAGUUGUUCCAUGUUGGGGACUAUAUUCAUCAGCACCCACAACUAAGCAAGCAAACUCGAGCAGUUGUUGCUGAUUGGAUGGUGGAGAUACAAGAGACCUUCGAGCUUAAUCAUGAAACCCUUUAUAUGGCGGUCAAGAUCCUCGAUCUUUAUCUCUCGAAAACUAAAGGAGUGCAGAAAGACGACUUGCAAGUAUUGGCCAGUGCAGCUUUCUUCAUUGCGUGUAAAUUUGAGGAACGCAGUCCUCCUCUUAUCGAUGACUUCAUGUACGUGUGCGAUGAGCAGUUUGAUCGUGCUCAGAUGAUUCAAGCGGAAAUCAAAGUUCUUGAUACUGUUAACUACGAUAUAGGGUUUCCUCUCAGCUACCGAUACGUCAGGCGAUAUGCAAGAGUGACCAAGACUGAUAUGCCGAAGCUGACGUUAGCGCGUUACAUUCUCGAGACAUCACUGAUGUUUUACGAGUUUGUCGGGGUUUCGGAAUCGUUGAUGGCAGCUGCUGCUAUUCUUCUGGCUUUCAAGAUGCAUGACAAAGAAGCUACUUGGUCUCCGAUUUUACAUAAGUAUUCCGGAUAUAAGGCCGAUGAUGUUGAACCUCUAAUGUGGGAGUUGAAUCACAUGCUCCACAAACGUCGAAUCAUAUACGAGCGCUUAGAGACUGUAUUUUCGAAGUAUAGCCAUGAAGUGUUCUUCUGUGUCGCGUCAAUUCCUCUACUUCCAAGCAUAUACCCCAUGGACAGAGCAGUGCAAGCUCCCGACGUCGGCUCGUCUUCACUCUAG
Ostertagia ostertagi is the source of this 1179-nucleotide messenger RNA. Lineage: Eukaryota; Metazoa; Nematoda; Chromadorea; Rhabditida; Trichostrongylidae. The record is from the annotation of a GenBank genome assembly.